This is a messenger RNA of Paramacrobiotus metropolitanus, 4672 nucleotides long. RefSeq lists its product as uncharacterized. The transcript has 9 exons. Bases 2536 to 4467 code for a protein of 643 amino acids. The record is from RefSeq and is a predicted model, not a curated record. Lineage: Eukaryota; Metazoa; Tardigrada; Eutardigrada; Parachela; Macrobiotidae. Gene Ontology annotation, molecular function: metalloendopeptidase activity; zinc ion binding. Gene Ontology annotation, biological process: proteolysis.
UACAACAUAUACUGUUGUUAAAUUUUUACACGCAGGGGUUCGUUCAUGUAGGUUCAGCUGUGCUUAUGGUACUGAAAUAAAUUCAUUGUUAUAGCAGUCGAUGUUGAUGACAUUUUUGAUUUUCCAAGUAUGUCGGCAAACUCAUUCCUGUAUGCAGCUGUUCUACUGCAAGUUCUUGCAUACGCUAUUGCCGACGACUACUUUGAUGGCCCAGAAAACGACGAUGUCCACGAUGACUGGGAAAGCCGGGUGGAUCAAGCGACACUACGGGAUCAUUUGCUGCAUCUCAAUGUGCGAAAGCCAAUAAAUGAUGAUAUCCUAUAUGGAGAUGGAGCCAGCAGUAUCUCGUCAACAGCAGCAGCAAAUCCCAGCCGAAAGAACGGAUCGAACACUUUGUGGCCAUACGGACGACUUCCUUAUAUAAUAAGCGACGAAUAUGAUGUGAAUAGCAAAUUAAUGAUCAAAGAAGCCAUGGAUUGAAAUUGAACACCAGGUUCCCGUUAACUGCAUUACGUUUACGGAACGAACAAACGAAGCUAACUAUCUACACUUCCAGCCUCCGCCAAAGACAAAUUUGGGCGUUAGCGGUUGUUCGUCCUAUGUGGGAAUGUGGGGCGGAGAGCAGCAAGUUUACUUGGAUCCAGAAGAAUGCAUGACGACAGGAAUCAUACAACACGAAAUCCUUCAUGCUCUCGGCCUUCACCACGAACACAGUCGACCGGAUCGGAAUGCCAGUAUAACAGUUCAGUGGGAGAAUAUUCAAGAAAACCGGAAAACAAAUUUUCGCGUAAUUCCCGAAAUGCGAACAUUCGGAACGGAAUACGAUCUUGAUUCACUCAUGCAUUAUGGAUUGUAUGAUUUUUCCCGAUCCAUAGCUGAUCGCCUGGCCGUUAUCGUACCGAAGCAUGGAAGCGGGCACCGAUUAGGGCAGCGGAAGGGACUCAGUGUGCGCGAUAUCGCGAAGCUGCGGAACGCCUACAACUGCCAGCCGCGGCGAGACGGACUAUACGAUCCUAAUUUGAUUGAUCUACCGAAUUUUUCCGCGGAUCCACUACCAUACGACGCGUGCAUGCUGCAGUUUAAUCAGCAGUGUAGCCGGUUCGAUGAUUCACCCGAAGAGUGCAGAAAUAUAACACAUGCCGGAUUAGUCAUCAACUGUAAAGGAGACUACGCCCCCGUGCGCAGCAUGGCUCAAGCCAUGGGACAAUACGGAAUGUACGCCAUCUGGGUGCUAUUGCGGGAGAGAUUGAUAGACUAACCAGGUCGUGCAUCUGUCCAUAAAAUCCUGUAAAUCACGAAGCGUAGCUAGCAAACUACCCAGCCUGAGUUUUACUAAUCUCUUGUCACUGGAUUUUUCUGGAUGUAAGCAACUGUUGAUCCGGAAAGCGGAUUUUCACAGUUCCGAGAAACUGCGGACGAUAAAUUUUCUGGACUGCACUUUCUCGCAUCUGGAAGAAGGCACUUUCGGCAACUUACUGAAUCUAAAGGUCAUAGCAUGGCACGCUUGGUAUGAACAGGGAAACACUGCGCUGGCCGAUGACUUAUUUUCUCCCGACAUGAAUCAGCUCAUACAGGAUAUUCACUGCUCAUCUGAAUACGCCUGGCUUCGACAAUGGCGGAAAACGAAGAAGUUGCUACAGAACGAUGUAGGCAGAAACCAGUUGUACAAACUUCCAAUGUCAUGGGGAAACUGGGAGUUCAAGCAGAAAAAUAUUUUUAUACCCAUUGACUGUGCUGCAAAGCCGUUCCCGAAAGGAUUGCACAUGAUUGACUUCAAUCAGACUGAAUGAGCCGAAUUUUCCCGGAAUGAGCCGAAGUGUACUGGAAAGAAAAGCAAAGUUACUCUGGAAAGCGCGAAGAAAGGGCUCAUUUUUCUGCAGCCUGCCACGUCACCUCUAAAAGCCCAAGAAUGUGCACAACAGAUUACGGAAAAGUGUUCGCCCCAUCCUCGUCUAAGAACGCCACUGGACUGUUUCAAAUACGGCGCCCGGUCUCUUUUUGCCAGGCAGUAUUAUUCUAUGACAUGCACUAGCAAUAUUACCAUGCGGGAGCUGCAAGAACUAUCUUCACAGUUAUCGAGGCCGCGCGUGCGUGCUAUCCGCGUGACACUAUACGAUGGAAGUUCUAUUGUCUAUCGAGCGUUUUCUCCCAUUCAGCAUCAGGUAAUUCAUUUUCAGCUCAGCAACUGCACUACGUCACGCGCGACAAGUAAAUUAGUUUUCCUGGAUUUUAUCAACCUGGUAGAAUUAGACUUCACUGUAUGGUAGAAUUAGACUUCACUGUAUGGACCUCGUGGUGCGGCCGCACGAUUUGCCACCGUAUCGGGUCUUCAACGUCUCAUGUUUCGAUUUUCUACCAUUUCCGAAUUAACCAAAUUCACAUUCAGCAGUCUCCCGAGUUUGGCUGUUUUAUCGCUAGAAUUCGACAUGCACAGCGAUAUUCAUUCAUUGACGGACGGAAUGCAGUCGUACUUGUACCGCCUACACUGCGAAUGCGAGUUCUCUGAAUUUCGCUCGUGGUGGAAAACGCAAGUUGAUGUGGCAGGUCCCGAUAAUUUAUUAUCCUAACCUAGCGUGUGCUCAUCGCGGAGUACCAGACUCCGGCUUCGUGGUCAUUCCCAUUACCAAUAUGUUCAAUCAAAGCAGUGCAAUGUGUUAUGAAAAGAAGCAGCUUUAUCUGUCAGUUGACUGCAGCGUGGAGCCGAAUCGCAAGAGUGGAAUGCAGAUAAAUUUCCAUCAAAAGGAAUUCUCUUUGAAUGAAACCGGUAACUGCAGUGCAACCGCAGGUUCAACCCCACUAGGCGACAGUAUCAUGGAUAAUACAAACAGUUCAAGCGUUUUCCUGCCUGAAGAGGAAGAGAAGAAUGGUCUGUCUUCGGCAACCAUUUACAAACAAGAAUUAAGUUCCCGUGUCCAUGAACGUAUCAUUAAAGAGAAAAAGUCCGAGUUCACGGCGUCGGCUCAGGAUCGAAGCGGAAUGCUGUAUCAUUACGAUGACCAGAAAGUUUCUCAAUUUAACCAUUCCACUACCGGGCAUUUGGAUGAAUCGAAUUACUGGCCUAAUAACGGAAAACGCAUUCCGUGGACUGUCAGCGACGAAAUCGGUCAGCCAGAUAAGGAAAUUAUUCACGACGCUGUGCAAGCUAUCCAAACCCAGACUUUCCAUUGCAUUACCUUUACUCAACGGACACUGGAACAUGAUUUCAUAUCGUUUGAACUCGGACGCAGAUGCGAAUCGCAUGUUGGCAGACAAGGCGGCCGACAAAAGGUUACGCUCACACCAGCAUGCAUGGUGCGUGGCGUCUUGAUGCAUUUAAUUAUGCACUCACUCGGCUUCUUUCACGAACAUCACAGAACCGAUCGUGAUCAAUUUCUGAACAUCUACAAAAACCACACUGCGAUGGAUGUUCCGGAGGACACGUUUCGGGUUCUGAGCGCAAUGCCGCUGCACGGAACGGAAUACGAUCUGGAUUCCAUUCUGCAUUACGGAGCGUACGAUUUAUCCAAUCAAACGGACGCAGAUUAUCCUGUUUUCGUCCCAAAAACAAGGAAAAAGGUGAAAAUGGGCCAAAGACAACUUCUCAGCGACAAAGACAUCGUAAAACUGCACACAGCGUAUAAUUGUACGGUGGACGAAAAAGAGAGAUUUAUGGGAAUCAUGCCGGAAUUUACGAUGGCCAACAAAACGGCUGAUCAAUGCUCGAGAUUAAGCAGGUUGGGGUGCUCAGAAAAUCCUGUCACUGAAACAUGCAUGAACGAUCGGCGUUUUGCAGUCCUCUGCUCACACAACACAUCCACACGACAAAUAAAAGAUCUAGUGACAUUAACAACAGAAAAGCCCCUGCGUGCGGUGACCUUGGCACUGGGCUACAAUCUAGUAUAUCCUAAGCCCUACCUGUUUUGGCCGGUUAGCAAACAAGUUAUACAAUUCGUAAUGGAAGAGUGUACCUGGCAUGCUAAUGCGACUAGAAUCUUCCCUGCACUGCGCUUCGCCAAUCUGCUACACCUUGGCGUAAAACACUGCUUCUGCCUUGUGCUGCAGCGUAGCGAUUUCGCCGGAUGGAAGAAGCUGGUCAUGGUGGAGUUUGUCGGCGGUACCAUUUGGUCCAUGGAGCCGGGGACCUUUACUAACCUACCUGCUUUGAAAAUCCUUAAUGUAGAGAAGGAGCCCCUGGGGGUGCUACAACGUCAGCAAUAUCCGUAUCUCGUCAGGCAACACUUCCGCGAGUUUGUCUACAGAAUACACUGCGCUUGCGAGUUUGCCCAUUUUCGAGCAUGGAGGAAGAGCAACAAGAACCUGCAAUCAACAGGCCGCCCUGGAGAAAUCUAUCAUGUGCAGGGAAUAAUUGUAAAUCGGGAUAUUACUCCGGAGACGUACCAAAUGUAUAUCCCCGUCAACUGCAGCAUGCUGCACUUCCUCCAGAUACCGGAUCGAGUUAAUUUCUCGCAAACAGUGUUCGGUGAAUGAAAAAGCGUGCAAGGAAGGAGAUGGCUUGCCACCCGUCAGUUCUAAUUUAUUUCCGCCAGGAGAACGGCUGACUGAGUGUUACUGUCCACCACGAUUGUGUGAGCCGUACAGUGGAUGAUAAAAAUAAGUUAAAAUCGGCCGGUCGGUGUGCGGUCGUGUAUCAAGUAUCAUCUACCUAUUUUUUGUCGUGCAUAUCAAGUUCGAU